UAUGACAGAAGAUGGGGGAUUGGAACUUAUUAGGGAGCAUUUUAGAAGAGGUCCACAUUCAUUCCACCAUCGUGGGGAAGAUCUGGCUCACCAUCCUCUUCAUUUUCCGGAUGCUUGUACUCGGUGUUGCUGCUGAGGAUGUGUGGGACGAUGAACAGAGUGAGUUUGUUUGCAACACAGAACAACCCGGCUGCAAGAACGUCUGCUACGACCAGGCUUUCCCCAUCUCCCUCAUCCGCUACUGGGUACUGCAGAUCAUCUUUGUGUCGUCUCCCUCACUGGUCUACAUGGGCCACGCUUUGUACCGUCUGAGAACACUUGAGAAGGAGCGGCACAGGAAGAAAGCCUUUCUGAAAGCUGAGCUGGAGGGGACAGACCCCGUCCAGGAGGACCAUAAGAGGAUCGAGCGAGAGCUCAGGAAACUGGAUGAACAGAAAAGAGUAAGGAAAGCUCCACUCAGAGGCUCCUUGCUGCGCACAUAUGUUUUCCAUAUCUUGACCAGAUCUGUGGUGGAGGUGGGUUUCAUUAUUGGUCAGUGUGCUCUGUACGGCAUCGGACUGUCACCUCUGUACAAAUGUGAAAGGCUGCCUUGUCCCAACAGUGUCGACUGUUUUGUGUCACGACCAACAGAGAAGAAUAUUUUCAUGGUUUUCAUGCUGGUCAUUGCUGGAGUUUCUUUAUUCCUCAACCUCCUGGAGAUUUUCCAUCUGGGGGUUAAGAGGAUCAAGCUGAUUCUGUAUGGAUACAGAUAUGGAGACGAUGACAGUAUGUGCAGGUCAAAGAAAAACUCAAUGGUGCAGCAGGUUUGUGUGCUCACCAACUCCUCACCACAGAGGUUGAUGCAGCUCACCCACAUGACCUGCUCUGUUGUGCCUGAUGCUCAUGGGGAGACUCUGCCUUUGCAUUUGGCUCCAGUGGCCCUUCAGAAUCAGGAGGUCUCCAACAACUCCCACCAGCAGCCUGCACAGAUGUAUCAGGCGAGUCAAGCUGACACCCAACAGCCGGGGCCCGUGGAGCGGCGCCACACUCUGGAGAACAGGAAGCCCUCCUGCAGCAGCGAUGAGUCGAAUGGACCUCACAGCUCGGGCAAGCCACGUUAUGCAGGGCCCCGACCUACACUGACAGCCGGCCACAUGGAGAUCCCAGCAGCCCUGAGGAACCCGCAGAGGAAGCAGAGCAGAGUGAGUGUCUGCAAGGAGCUCAGUGACAUGAGCGAUUCUCUGGAGAGCGACCAUAACCCUACACCAGCCAGGAAGUGCAGCUUUAUGUCUCGGGGACUGUCGGAGAACAAACUAGCCAGUUCGUCUGACAGCGGAGGCUCUCAGAGCGGAGCAGACAUCGAGGCCCAGCUACUCAACCAGGGGGAAAGUCCAGUGAUGACACCGCCGCCUCCAGCCAGUGGCAGGAGGAUGUCCAUGAGUAUGAUUCUGGAGCUGUCCUCAAUCAUGAAAAAGUAAACUGAAAAUGACCAUUUUGGGACCAAGCUGGAGGACACAUGGGAGUUCUAAAGGGGCCGAGGGCUCCUGAUCGCAAAGCAAAUCUCAUCCUGUCUCUUGACAGCAAUAUUUUGUAUAAACGGUGUUUUAACAGUAUGUAUUAUGCAUGAACAAGAGACUCAGUUCAGUCACACUAACACACCAUUCCAGGGGCAGAUACUUUAUGAUUUGCUUCAUGUUCUAUGCAAAAGAUACCUCCAGCAUCUGACUACUUUCACACUGAUUGCGACCGACUUGCUGUUGAGAUUAGAGGGAAGUUUUGGAGACAUUGAAUCAAACAUCAAUCACAAUUGUAUUUGGGCCGAAACAUAUGUGACUGCUCAUAAAAUGAGACCUAACAACUGUUGCAACGACAUUUGACAGAAGAUUGUAUUCAAAGACAGUGGAAUUGGCAACCACGAAAAAACAAAAAACACAGAUUUAAAAUAAUGUUCAUGGUUCAUCCAUAUACUGCAUAUAAAGUAUACUUUCUCCAAGUGCAGAGAAUGUAGAGUGUAAAAUGUCAUGGAAACGGGCAGUGCCAUCUUUGCUGGCAAUGCCAUUUGCAACCAGAGAUUGUGCUGUAAUGACCAGGUAUUGGAGACAAUGUACUGGUAUUCUUUCUAGAAAAAAUGUGAUGAGUAACUGCUAGUUGUCUAUCCAGCAAGCUACAUAUCAGCUACUUUUUUCCCGCAGCAUGGGUACUAAUUAAAUUAGCUUUCAAAACACAAAUUAAUGUUGUGAAAAGAUCUGCAAAGGUCCCCCCAGAGCCCUCAUUUUGUAGUUUGAAACAGACAAUGAUAAAUGACACACGACAGCCCCUCCACAUUCUAUUGAUUUCCUGAACAAGGAUGGCUUUUUUCUUUUUUUAACAUCUCAUUGAAUCAAAUAACUUAAAGAGCACAAUUCAUCAUAGAAAACAAUUUAACAAAUAACCACAUGGUAAGAAAUACUUCAAAUGAAAGACAGAAAUUGGCCAUUUUUUGGAAAACUAAAAAUCCUGGAAAAUGCUGGAGCCUAUCUCAGCAGACACAAACGUUUUCGUUUUAAAACUCGAGUCUCGAUUUGACUGUUUUUCUCAGGAGGUUGGACUUCAGCCUUUGCGGUGGAGGGUUGAACCCUCAGUUCCAAAACUUUCCAAAGCCUCCAGACCUCCCGAGUCCUCAGGACCUGAGCUUUCACACAGUCUGAGGACUGAAAUUUUCUAAGUCCCUCAUUAGAUCUCUGUUAGAUUUAACUUUCAGACAGUUCCUAAGGAGUUGUCUGUUAGUUUGAACCUUCAGACAGUCUGAGGGCUGAAGUUUUAAAAGUUUCUCUGUUAGUUUGAACUUUCUGGUUAACAGAAGCCUGAAAACUUGUGGCCAUGAGUCUUGAUUUCACAUUUAGACCAUCCAUCUGAGUUCUUCUCAGACCUUCACCUGUGGGUUCUUUACAAAUCCUGAACAAACUUUGAUUCUCUUCACUGAACAGUAAAGUUUGUGGAGAUCAGAAAGUAACAUUAGUCUGAUUGAUGCCUUCAAUGACUAGUAGACUUUUAUCUGUAAAGCAGUUUUCUUAAAAGAGCUCUUAGUAAAUCUGUCCGCAGUCAAACCAAGACUAUCGAAAGACGAAAUGUUUGAAGAAACAACUUGAUGUUUUCAUUUCAGACUAGAAAACACUUUAAGACCUUUAUCUGUUUUUGCUCUUUUUGAUCGUUUUAUUGUCACUUCUGUUUAAUUUGAUUUUCUAAAG
Acanthochromis polyacanthus (spiny chromis) is the source of this 3206-nucleotide messenger RNA. RefSeq names its product gap junction protein alpha 10 b (gene gja10b). The coding region runs from base 12 to 1457 and encodes 481 amino acids. The record is from RefSeq and is a predicted model, not a curated record. Gene Ontology annotation, cellular component: connexin complex. Gene Ontology annotation, biological process: cell communication. Lineage: Eukaryota; Metazoa; Chordata; Actinopteri; Pomacentridae. The transcript has 2 exons.